UGCUGCUGCUGGGGACUCUUUGCUCGCCACCCUUUGGCGCCGCCGGCGGGACUCACUCCUCUGGGGCAUCCUUCGAGUGGGUCUGGGCGGCUGGCGAGAGCUUCUUCUGUCCUGGCGCUGGCUGGCUGGGAGCCUUCCUCUGGCAGGGAGGCCGGUGUGUCCCGAGCAGAAGCCACUGGCCCACACGACGAGGGAGUGGGUCUCUGGGAUGGGGAGGCUGGGAGUGUUCCCGAGCAGCUGCCUUGAACCCGCUGCCCCACACGGGUGUCCUCCCACGUGGUCUGCUACAGUGCGGCCACCACCUGCUGUGUCCCCUCCCCACUUUGGCAUGGGGGCAGCGGAUGUGCUCCCUUGAUCCCUUCGAGUGGGGCACAGCUCCAGCCCAGGCUAGAAGAGGUGUGUGUGUGCGCACACGCACACUCUUAGACCUUGAAAUUAUUCUGAGGGAAGGCAAGAGGGACUCUCUGGUCCCCCCACCCCUGGACAGCACUUCUGGAGCCCCCUGGGCCUGACAGGAGGCUAGCUGCCCCCUUUCCUUGGAGCCCUCGUGGCUCAGCGCCUAGGAACCGAUGCUCCCUGCUCCUGUAUCUGUGGCGUGCUCUGGGCGAGAGGUACCUCACAUCAAGCACUCUGUUUUUCUUUCUCCACCCCACUCCCACUCUUGCAGUGUAGGAGUCUGUAGGUCAUCAUUACAUCCUUGAGAAAAUAACACCCACAUCUCCUUUUUGUCAAGGUGAAGGUGCAGAUAGAGAGUGGGGGGGGGGAGUUUGGUUAGCGUGGAAGCCCUAGAAGUGGUGCCUGUGUGUGGGAUCCAUGUGGUCUUGUGGUGUGUGUGUGUGUGUUUUGGGGGGGAGGCUUAUUGUUUAACCUGCAUUAAUGGUUGCUUUAGAAGUGGGAGCGGAGCCCAGCAAUGGAAAGCUGGCCUGGUGCAAGAGCCCACUGGGUGCCCAGUGAGCCGGCCAGCAGCUCCUCCUGGCCUGCCUGGGAAUCUGAUCUGGACCAUCCCUGCUUCCACUGGGCUGUUGUCCCCUGAGAAGAUCUGAGAGCACAAAGCCUGUGGGAAAAAUUGGAAUCCUAAACUGGCUUUUCCGGUUCCAGGGUGAAUGCAAGAGGUCUGAGGAAUGUCUCAUCUCUGGCAGGCUGUUCCCGCCCAGCUCUCCCGGGCAGCUUCUUGAAAAGAGAAAGGGGGUGUGGGGAGGGGAGGGGCCAGAAAGGAUCCCUUUUGCUCCCCAGCCUGAGGUGGAGGGCCCAGGAGGAAAGGGCACCGGCUCUCCCCCUUCCUUUGGGGCAGCUGGAUUCGCUUCCCAGACAGUCUGUGGGAUGGAGGAAGAGAAGUGGCAAUGGUCGGGGGGGGGGGCCAGCCUGAUGAGCCCUGAGGGGGGGCAAGCCCUUAGGAGGGCACCAUUCAGAUGUGGGAUUUGCAUAGGAAAUGCAAAUGCGUGAGAAUUAGUAAGCGGCCCUUGCCAGCAAAUGGAGCCGUCCCUCAUCCUCUGAAGCACGGCUGGCUCUGUGGUGGGUGUGGGGGCUUCCGUGCCUGCGUUUGUUGGCCCUCGUGGAUGCCCAGGGCAAGUACAUGAGAUGGGAAGCCCAGGCGUGCCAUUGCCGCCCUCACCGUCCCCCGGCACACACACACACACCCCGUGCGGGGCAGCCCUUUGCCUGGGAAGGUUGUGAUGGGCGAGGCUGCCAGGAGGAGAGGUGCUCGGUUUGGACAGAGGGCCAAGAUGGCCUAAAGGCUGGUGACCUUUUGAACAGCCGCCCAGGGUGCGCCAAGAGAUGGGCGAGCAUUUGCAGACUUUGGUCCUAUUGAGCUGGGAUGAUGGAGGAGGAGGAGGAGGGCAAUGGCGAGGAUGCUGAGAAGAGGAAGAAAAAUGUCCACUGUCUGUGCCUCCACCAUGCAGCGCCAGGGAGGAGGUGGCUGGAGCAGAAGAAAGGGGGGGGGGAGGAAAGGCGCUUUGCCUUCGUGGUGUGUGUCCCAGGAGAAAGCAUCAUCCUGAGAGACAAACCUUGGACGUAGGGCAAAAAUAGAUGGAGGAGGUCCUUGGCCCGAGUGGGGAGGGGGCUGCAGCUGGAUGGAGAGGAAACGAGAGGCCACGCGAACUUCAGGCAUCUGCUGAGCCUUUCCAGAGAAGGCAGGGAGAGGCUGCCUGGGAAUGCCAGCCUCAGCCGCCUGCUCCAGGGCGGCCUUGAAUGCCACAGCUUGGCGGGUUUGCAUUUCAGAGGGAGGGAGGGAGGGAAGGAUGGAGGCCCCCCCCUUCUCCCUUUCUCUCUUGAGACGCAGCUCACUGUACCAUGAAGGGGACGCUUCCGGUCAGGUUUUGAGCCAAGGGUGAAUGGGACAGACUAGGAAAUAGCGCGCGGGGUGUGUGUGUGUGUUUCAGUUCAACGGCCAAGGUGGGCCUUUGGCACCGGCCAAUACGACAGGGAGGUCCCACAGGGAUGAUCCUCCGAAAAGCCUCUCCCCACCUUCCUCUGUCUGGCACGGAGUCGGGGGGGGGCGAUGGCAUCGUGCUGGGCCUUCCUGGCAGCUCGAGCAGGGCCUCUCCAGUGACUCAGUGGGACCACGAGGAAGGACGAACAGGCGGAGGCCAUCUGUAGUGACUCCCGCAUCCCCUUGGGCUUUUCUGGGGCUCUUCCUGGCUUGGGUGUCUCCUCGCUGGGCUGCAGAUGGGUCGCUCUCCACACCCGGUCUUUGAUGGGGCAGCCCUCGUCCCCUUCCCGGGAGGCUGCCACGAGCUCGGCUCUCCGCUUCCCUUCAGUAAAUUGCCUCGGCUCUCGGGGCAAGACCAGGGCCCCGCUGCGCUUGGGCCUCAAUUCUGCUUGGCACCCCCGGGUCGGAAGGGGGUCCCUCUUCCCUGGGGAUGGGCAAAAUUCCUGCCGCCCCUCCUGCAGAGUUUGGGGAAGGGGCCGGGUGCCCAGGGGUGGAUCCCACGUGGGUUAAAAGCCCAGCAGAGCUGUCUCUGGCGAGACGAUGCCCUGGUGGUGGUGGUCUUGGUGGGAGAACGGCCAGGCUGGGGCUAGUGCAUGGUGUGUGCGGGUGCGUGUGUGUGUGUGUGUGUGUGUUGCCCUGCCUUCAUGGCUCCCGCCCUCCCUCUUUCUUCCUCUCCCUCCAGGGCUGACAGUUGAGGAGCAGCCAUGUCCGAGGGGGGGACCCGUCGGGACAGCACCAGCAGCCUGCAGAGGAAGAAGCCCCCCUGGCUCAAGCUGGACAUCCCCCUUCCGGCCCCCGGGGUGGCGACCAGUGAGGAGCCGGCCUCGGUGCAGCCUUUCAAACGCCAGGCCUUCCUCCGGAGCGUCAGCAUGCCGGUGGAGAACGCCCGCCUCCCUUCCCCGCACCACGAGGGACGCCGGCCACUGCUCCAGCGACAGCUGUCCAUCACCCAGACUAUCCGGAGGGGCACGGCCGACUGGUUCGGGGUCAGCAAGGAGAACGACGCCACCCAGAAAUGGCAGCGGAAGAGCCUGCGCCACUGCAGCCUGCGCUACGGGAAGCUGAAGGCCCAGGCGGUCCGGGAGAUGGACCUCCCCAGCCAGGACAACCUCUCCCUGGCCAGCACGGAGACCCCGCCCCCGCUCUACGUGCCCCCUUGCCAGCUUGGCAUGCAAAGGAUCGUUGACCCUCUGGCCCGCGGACGGGCCUUCCGCCUGGCCGAUGACAGUGACGGCUACAGCAUGCCUCACACGCCGGUCACUCCCGGGGCCACCUCUUUGUGCUCCUUCACCAGCUCCCGCUCCGGCUUCAACCGCUGGCCUCGGCGGCGGAAAAGAGAGUCAGUGGCCAAGAUGAGCUUCCGGGCGGCGGCGGCUCUUGUGAAGGGCCGCUCUGCGAAGGAUGGCGCCGUGCGGAGGGCCCGGCAGCGCAGCUUCACGCCAGCCAGUUUCCUGGAGGAGGACACGAUGGAGUUCCCAGAUGAGUUGGACACCUCCUUUUUUGCCCGGGAAGGCGUCCUGCAGGAAGAGCUCUCAACCUAUCCGGAUGAGGUCUUUGAGUCGCCCUCCGAGGCGGCCCUGCAGGAGAUGGAGGCCAAGCCCCCCCCGCAGGCUCAGGCGGCCCUCACCGGGGGCGCCUUGGAGCGGAGCGAACUGGAGAGGAGCCACCUGAUGUUGCCCCUGGAACGUGGCUGGCGGAAGCAGAAGGGAGGGGCCGCCUCGGCGCAGCCCAAGGUGCGCUUGCGGCAAGAGGUGGUGAGUGUGGGCCUCCAGCGAAGGGGCCAGCGCAUCACGGUGCCCGUGCGCAAGCUCUUCGCCAAGGAGAAGCGUCCCUACGGGCUGGGCAUCGUGGGCCGGCUCACCAACAGGACGUACCGCAAGCGCAUCGACAGCUUGGUCAAGCAGCAGAUUGAGGACUCCCCACCACGCAGGCCCUUCUUCACCUACUGGGUCACCUUUGUCCACUCGCUCAUCACCAUCCUGGCUGUGUCCAUCUACGGCAUCGCCCCUGUGGGCUUCUCCCAGCACGAGACGGUGGAUUCGGUCUUGAGAAACCGUGGGGUUUACGAGAACGUGAAGUAUGUCCAGCAGGAGAACUUCUGGGUCGGUCCCAGCUCGGAAGCGCUCAUCCACCUGGGCGCCAAGUUUUCACCUUGCAUGCGGCAGGACCAGCAGGUGCACAGUUUCAUCGUGGCCGCCCGGGAGAAAGAGAAGCUCUCGGCCUGCUGCGUGCGCAACGACAAGUCUGGCUGCGUGCAGACGGCUGCGGAAGAGUGCUCCUCCACCUUGGCCGUGUGGGUGAAGUGGCCGGAGCACCCCAGCGCCCCCCUGCUGGCAGGAGACAAGCGGCGGUUCGGGUCCGUCUGCCACCAAGACCCCAGAGUGUGUGAGCAGCCGGCUUCCAUGGACCCUCAUGAAUGGCCGGAUGACAUCACCAAGUGGCCGAUCUGCACCAAAAACAGUGCUGGGAACUACACCAACCAUCUCCACAUGGACUGUGUGAUCACAGGGAGGCCCUGCUGCAUCGGCACCAAGGGAAGGUGUGAGAUCACCUCCCGAGAGUACUGCACCUUCAUGCAUGGCUACUUCCACGAAGAGGCCACGCUCUGCUCCCAGGUGGACUGCAUGGACGAUGUCUGUGGCCUCCUCCCCUUCCUCAACCCAGAGGUCCCAGACCAGGUCUACCGCCUGUGGCUGUCACUGUUUCUCCAUGCAGGGAUCCUGCACUGCCUGGUGUCCGUGUGCUUCCAGAUGACCAUCUUGCGAGAUCUGGAGAAGCUGGCCGGCUGGCACCGCAUCUCCAUCAUAUACCUGCUCAGUGGCAUCACCGGCAACCUGGCCAGCGCCAUCUUCCUGCCCUAUCGAGCAGAGGUGGGACCUGCCGGCUCCCAGUUUGGCAUCCUGGCCUGCCUCUUCGUGGAGCUCUUCCAAAGCUGGCAGAUCCUGGCCCGGCCCUGGCGGGCUUUCUGGAAGCUGUUGGCCGUGGUACUGUUCCUCUUCGCCUUUGGCCUCCUGCCCUGGAUCGACAACUUUGCCCACAUCUGCGGCUUUGUCAGUGGCCUCUUCCUCUCCUUCGCCUUCCUGCCUUACAUCAGUUUUGGCAGGUUCGACCUUUACCGCAAACGGUGCCAGAUCAUGGUCUUCCUGCUGGUCUUCGUGGGACUCUUUGCUGGACUGGUGGUGCUUUUUUACUUCCACCCGAUCCGCUGUGAGUGGUGCGAAUUUCUCACCUGCCUCCCCUUCACAGACAAGUUCUGCGAAAAGUAUGACUUGGACACCCAGCUCCAUUGAGCCCGGAAGGGUGCCCCCCCCACCAGCUCUACCUGUCCCAACCUGCCCCCCCGUCCCCCAGUUAAUUUAAACACUCUGGAUUGCUCCCAUUGCACUGCUUUUCAUCUCAGAGACUGGAACGGUUUUCACCAACAGAAGGUCUGUGCCUUGUUCAAUUUUACUGAACCCUUUUCUGCUGCCACAUUUUUAUAAUGCUAGUUUCAAAAUGGCCUUUUUAACAAGAUUUGUUACUUGUUGCCCAGGUGGUGAUUAAAUAAACACAGAGUAGCGUUUUAGCUACAUUUCCAAAACA
This is a messenger RNA of Pogona vitticeps (central bearded dragon), 6013 nucleotides long. The record is from RefSeq and is a predicted model, not a curated record. NCBI's taxonomy places the organism in Eukaryota, Metazoa, Chordata, Lepidosauria, Squamata, Agamidae.